Molecule: messenger RNA, 1802 nt
Organism: Limanda limanda (common dab)
Lineage: Eukaryota; Metazoa; Chordata; Actinopteri; Pleuronectiformes; Pleuronectidae
Gene: kitlga
Product: kit ligand a
Exons: 10
Coding region: 269-1072 (267 amino acids)
Biological process (GO): cell adhesion; positive regulation of cell population proliferation
Cellular component (GO): plasma membrane
Molecular function (GO): stem cell factor receptor binding; cytokine activity
Source: RefSeq, a predicted model, not a curated record
GACGCGAGCCCGCAGUGUCUGGAUUUAUGUUGUAGAUAGAUGGGCUAGAUGCCACACGUCACAAGCCGACCGCCAGCAAAAGUUCAUAGUUCGAUUCCCAAUUCUCACCGUUUGCCGUCGCUCGGGCUCUUUUUCCCCUCCUCUGCUUGGAUACUACUGACUUAGGCAUUGGAUAUGUGCACACAAGAUGAUGACAGCCCCUUUCCCCCUCGUAGAAGUAAAAUAAAAUAGGCUUUCGCACACACUGGAUUUACUCCUGUCGUUCCAUAUGAAGAAGUCAAAAAUUUGGAUACGUGUCUGUGUCUACUUACUGCUGUUCAUCACUCUUGGGGUACAUUCAAGUAAAUUUGACGUCAACCCAGUGACAGAUGACAUCUCUAAGCUCUCUGUUUUGAGACAAAAUAUUCCUAAAGAUUACAAAAUUCCUGUACAUUUUGUUCCUAAAGAAGAGGGUGGGAUGUGUUGGGUAAAAUUAAACAUCUUCUACUUGGAGGAGAGUUUACAAGAUUUAGCGCAUAAGUUUGGAAACAUUUCAUCCAACAGAAAAGAUAUUAGCAUAUUCAUCCAAAUGCUCCAAGAACUGCGGCUCAACAUGGGUUCUCUGGAGCCGAUCAUGUACGAUUUCGUGUGCCACUACAGGGAAGAGAGGUGGCAGACGGCGCGAUACUUUGACUUUGUCAAGGACUUCCUUAUAGCUGCACAGAAUAAAGAAGAUUCUGAUGACUGUAAUCCUCCUCCCUGUCCCACUACACCAUACACAGUAACUACAGAAGAAUAUUUAGAAGCUGAAUCGCCCACGUCCAGCAGCAAAGGCUCAAACUGUACGACAGGCUUAAAUCCAGAACAGAGAUUGCUGACUGAGGUGGUGGAGCGAAGCCUUCUUUCCCUACUCUUCAUCCCACUCAUAGGCCUUGUAUUCCUGAUCGUGUGGAAGGUCAGGUCACGGAGGAACGAGCAGGCUCCUCAACAGAACCCCGGAGCAGCGGCAAUCUUCACAGGAACAGAAUGGACUGGACCUCCACUGGAUGAAACAUCAGAAAAAAACAAGUUGAACGUCAUUGAAAUUGUGUAAUGCUGUUCCCCUCAAUGUUCUUCAGCAUAAUUGGGCUCAACUCUUUUCUCCUGUUGGUGUCCAGAGGUGAUGAAAAACAAACUCAAGGCUUAAUUCCAUAGUGAGACCUCAGAAGUGAAAGGCCUGUUUUGGACUGCUCUCCAGAUUGACAAUGGCAGAUUCACGAUUGCCAUGAGCAAGAUUUCUCUGGUAAAAUCAUGCCUGCUACCAUAUGGAUAAGCUUGCCUUUCUUUGUAAGACUGCAUUAACCAACCGCAUGCUUUUGAAAAAAGACUCAGAGAUUUUGUCAGAGAAAAACCCCUGUAUCACGCCUCCACUGGAUUCUCUGGCUCCUGCAAAUCGUCCAUCAGACCCUGCUGCAUCAUGAAUAAUUUUAGGGAAACGCAACGGAUGACUAUUGAGAUCAGUAAUGACAAUCAGUUGAUGGGUUGGAGUGAACAGGACACGCUGGCUGUGACCUUUCCCAUAGGGCCGUCCUGCUGCUGACUAGCUGACACUGACACAAGUGAGCAGGACACAAAGAUCUGUAUCUGUAUGUAGUCUCAGUAUUUCUAUCAUGUUCUUACAUUGUACUACGUCCAUUCUUUGGUUUUGUGCCUUGUUUGAUUAGCGAGAUUGACUGUGUGUGUAAAUGUCAAAAAGCCUGUCUAUGUUUCUGUGUGGUAGCAGACAGUGGAGAGAUCAUUACAUGGCAGAUUAGAAUAAUCUCACCACAGUAAAUCAGCAGAUA